Molecule: messenger RNA, 1789 nt
Organism: Gilbertella persicaria
Lineage: Eukaryota; Fungi; Mucoromycota; Mucoromycetes; Mucorales; Choanephoraceae
Exons: 9
Coding region: 21-1637 (538 amino acids)
Molecular function (GO): phosphatidylinositol binding
Source: RefSeq, a predicted model, not a curated record
AGUAAUUGACAAAAAAAAACAUGAACGAAGAUUAUAUAAAGUGGGAUGUGCACGCAACAACUGACGUCUCAACACCUCAUCUUGACUUUGACGACCCACUGUCUCGAUAUAGUGAAGAGAAUGGCUUUUACCCUUAUGAUACUACUACUACUACUACUACUACUACUACUACUACUAAUACUACUACUACUACUGCUACUGCGCCUAUAGCGACUGAGAGUACAGCGAAUUCUCUUCCUCCCAUUAUCCCUUCCUCUUCGCCUAUUCUUGACUCGUCUGACUCAUUUAUAGUCACCAAUAAUACACCUUCUCCACAACCAAAGGCACCUUUUGUAGCUCCUAAGUCAAAGCCAGUUACUAUGGAGACUGUGGAAGUACUUCCAAUGACCAUUGCUAUCAGUGAUCCUCAGAAGCAUCAUGAUCCUCAAGGAGCUUUUAUUAUGUAUCUUUUGACUACCAAGACAGAAGUAGAAACAUUUAACUCAACCAAUCCAAGACCAGUCAGACGCCGAUACCAAGACUUUCUUUGGUUACAUAGAGCGCUAAGUCUAGAACAUCCUGCUUGUAUUAUUCCUCCUUUACCAGAAAAGCAUCGCUUAGAAUACAUCAAAGGCGAUAGAUUUAGUUCGGAAUUUAUCUCGAGACGAUUGUUGAGUUUGCAGUGGUUCCUAGACAGAAUAGCAAGACACCCUUUGUUACAGAAGUCACAAUCUACUCGUAUCUUUUUAGAAUCCAAUGAUUUUAGAACCGAUAAACGAGCUCAAAUGGCACAUAUCCCAACUUCAUCUUCUUUACUUGACUCUAUCAGUGAUACACUAGUCAAUGCAUUCGCAAAACUAAAGAAGCCAGAUGAGCGAUUUGAAUCUAUGAAAGAAAAUAUCAAUCGAUUGGAAGAAGAUCUGAAUACAGUAGAAAGACUUUAUAUGCGGAUCAAUAAAAGACAACAAGAUCUACAGAAUGAUUAUAUUAGUUUUGCAAACAGCGUUCAAGGCCUCUCUGCCCUAGAGACAAAUAUCACAUAUUCACUUUCUCAAUUUGCCGAAGCUUCAAGAGCAUAUUCUAAAGCCAUGAAAGAAAUGACAGAAAAAGAAGAACUUCAAUUCUUGAACGAAAUUCAUGAAUUACUGGCUUAUUGCUAUGCAGCCAAGGAUGUUUUGAAAGCAAGAGAUCAGAAACAAUUGGAUUUUGAAGAACUGUCUGUGUAUUUACAACAAACAGAAUUACUUCGUGAAAGAACACAGUUUCCUGGUCGCAAAUUCAAUGAUCGUGGUGUAGGUGUAGGCGGCAUGUAUAUUACAGACUAUGUGACCGACAAGCUGAAUGAAGUACGUGGUGUUAAUAUGGAGAAAGCAAAGCGCGAUAAACUGAAGCGACUUGAGAUACGAAUCAAAGAGUUACAGGAGGAAGUAGCUAGAGCAAAUGAUGAGUCCAGUGCUUUCUCGAAUCAAGUCAUGAAGGAAUAUGAUAUCUUUCAAAAGACAAGAAUGGUGGAAUUAAAACAAGGUUUGUUGGCGUACACAGAUUGCCAUGUUGAGUUCUAUAAGAAAGGUACUGCGAUAUGGGAAAAGAUUUUACCUGUCUUGGAGCGCAUUGAUGGCGCGAAAGGCGAUGGUGAAUUACCCUUCAAUUUAAUAUGAUACCUUCCCUCUGUAAAUAUUCUAAACGAAUAAAGAUUACCACUUUCCUUAUUUGAUAGAAAUUGUCACGAUAAAAGCAAGACUAGUUUCAAUGAUUGUAAACAUACACAGUGACCAAAAAUUAUCUUACAUAAAAUAAUAAUUUCUACCCC